AUGUCAUUAACAUUACUCGUUUAUCUCCACACCUUAGGUUUCGGGAUGACGACACCAGCAACCGUGGCUGGAAAAGUAUUCCUCAUCGUUUAUGGCCUUUUUGGGUGCGCUGGGACUAUACUUUUCUUCAACCUCUUCUUGGAGCGCAUUAUCUCUCUCCUGGCGUUUAUCAUGAAGGCGUGCCAUGAGAGACAGCUGCGAAGAAGUGGUCUCCUACCUCCCAACUUCCGAAGGGGGCCAUCUAUGUCGGGGGUGGGCAGCCUUGUGGGGUGGAAGCCGUCCGUUUACCACGUGAUGCUGAUUCUGGGAAUUUUUGCUAUUACCCUUUCCUGCUGCGCCUCUGCAAUGUACACAGCAGUGGAAGGAUGGAACUAUGUUGACUCCUUGUACUAUUGCUUUGUCACCUUCAGCACCAUUGGCUUUGGAGAUUUGGUAAGCAGCCAAAACGCUGCAUACCAAAAUCAGGGAUUAUACAGAUUUGGAAACUUCAUAUUUAUAUUAAUGGGGGUAUGUUGCAUAUACUCUCUUUUUAAUGUCAUCUCAAUCGUAAUCAAGCAAGUUUUGAACUGGGUGUUGAAAAAAUUCGAAUGCAGAUGUUGCCCAAAGUGCCAUAAAUCAAGUGCCCACCUCAGACGUCGCAACGCCAUCACCCCAGGAGCCCGCCUACGUCGACAUAACAUCUCAGUGGACGCUGAUGGACAGUAUGACAGCGACACCGAGGGAAGGAGACUCUCUGGAGAAAUGAUCUCCAUGAGGGAGCUCACGGCAUCGAAUAAAGUCUCGCUGGCCAUUUUGCAGAAGCAGUUAUCUGAGACGGCCAACGGCUACCCGAGGAAUGUUUGUAUCAAUACAAGACAAAACGGUUUCUCUGCAGGGGUGGGUGCUCUAGCCAUCAUGAACAACCGCUUGGCAGAAACGAGUGAUUCUAGGUAG
This is a messenger RNA of Tauraco erythrolophus (red-crested turaco), 933 nucleotides long. Lineage: Eukaryota; Metazoa; Chordata; Aves; Musophagiformes; Musophagidae. The record is from RefSeq and is a predicted model, not a curated record.